UACAGCAUGCAAAUUGCGGAGCAACUCCAACAUAUCGCAGAUUGGUUUAACUACGCAGAGCGCGCGGCGCGGCGCAUGAGCUGGACCCGGUGCGCGCCCCGCAUCAUUCCGAGUGGCCCGUAAAAGGAGGGACAAUAGACUGGUUUUUAGUCACAGCUGUGUGUUAUGUCCCCGUGGAGCGAGUCUAAAAACUUAAUCCUAAUUAAUUCUGAGGAGGCUCCGGGAGGAGGGUGACACUCGGGCAUCCCGGGACCGGAGAAGAAGAAGAAACCUCUCCGCGAGCUCCUCGCGCAAAGGGAAUAAUCGGUGUCUCACAGCCUCCAGAAAAAGACAGUGGACCCGGCAGGACAUUUGGGGACCGACGGAUCCUGUGAAGUUUAUCCAUGUGUCAGCUUGUUUUCUUCUUUUCGUCUUUUUUGAAAAGGACCGCAGAAAGUGUUUUAGAGGUUAUCCCGUCCGAUGCAUCGGUACCUCUCGCGUACUGAUGGACUGAGUACGGUAACAUUUGGAAUAGGAUCCCCCUGUUUUCAUCGGUUUUAGACGAAAUCUCAGACCGAAAUGCUGCCCUGCGUCAUCUUCGUCGGCUGGUUUCUCACCGCAGCCCGAUCCCAAGACAUCCAUCCCUCACAGGCAUCAUCCUCUAUAAGUGAGUCUUGUGACUCCUUAUGCUCCUGUGAGAGGAAAGAUGGGAUCCUCCAUCUUAACUGUGAGCAGAGAAACAUCAGCAGAAUCUCCCAAAUCAAAGUCCCAGCAGGUGUGCCCUUCCACCUGAACCUUUACAAGAAUGACUUGGUUGAGCUCCGGGCCGAGGAAAUGGAGGGGCUUAAGAGUGCCCUUUCACUGCACAUUGGGGGUAAUAGCAUUCAAGAGCUGGAACCAGGGGUCUUUAGCAGUCUCGGCUCAGUGAAAAAACUCCACAUAAAUAGCAAUUUCCUCGUCACUCUGAAAGAGGACACUUUUCAAGGUCUGGUGAAUUUGGAGUUUCUCCAAGCUGACACAAAUUUCAUUCGGGUCAUCGAGCCCGGGGCCUUCAACAAACUGAUCCGCCUCAAGGUCCUCAUCCUCAACGACAAUUCAGUCGAGUUUUUACCAAACAAUAUUUUCCGGUUUGUGCCCCUCACCCACCUGGACCUACGUGGCAACAAGCUCCAAACGCUGCCUUACGUCGGCUUUUUGGAGCACAUCGGACGGAUAAUGGAGCUGCUCCUGGAAGACAACGAGUGGGUGUGUGACUGCGAUAUCUUGCAUUUGAAAAUCUGGAUGGAGAACAUGAGGGCCCAGUCGGCGAUCGGGGAUGUGGUCUGCAGCACACCGCAUCACCUCAAGGGGAUCAUUCUGGCUAAAGUCAAGCGUGACGUUCUGUGCCCGUCACAUGCAGAUAUUAACCUCGAGGAGCCGUCGAAGUCGCUGGACAUGGUCGUCACCCCCUCAUCCAAAGUAAACCCCAAGCUGAUCGACGGCAAAGACGACGCCAAGGUGCCGACGCCGUCUCACAUUCCCAGCAGCCCUUGUGUGGAACACUGUUCUUGUCACAAUCACCCCGUGGCUGGAUUUUUGAUGCAUUGUCAGGACAGGGGAAUUCAAAAGGUGUCGGAUAUCGGCAUACUGCAGCAAAGCCCCGCUAAACUGGUCAUGACGGGAAACAUGAUUCAGAAAAUCUUAAAGUACGAUUUUGUCACGUACGACGGUUUGGAAUUGCUCAACCUGGCGAACAACAGAAUUGAUUACAUUGAUAAUGAAACCUUCCUCAGCUUGAGCAGUUUGAAAAAACUAUAUCUGAAUGGCAACCGGAUUGAAAAACUGUUCUCCACCAUGUUUGUGGGCCUCCACAACCUUGAAUUCCUGUAUCUGGAAUACAACCUUAUCAAAGAGAUUGCUCCAGGCACAUUUAAUCCCCUGUCCAACCUGAAGCUGUUGUCAUUAAACAACAACCUGCUCAGCUCCCUUCCAGCUCAGAUAUUUCGCAAUGUUCCCCUCACCAAAUUAAAUUUAAGGAAAAAUCUACUCAUGCACCUGCCAGUGAGCAAUGUGCUUGAUCAACUCGACUCGCUGGAGCAGAUUUAUUUAGAGGACAACCCCUGGGACUGCAGCUGUGACUUGCUCAGCCUCAGACAAUGGGUGGAGAAGCUGAGAAAGGACACAGUGGUGGGCUCCAUCUUGUGUCACACGCCGAAGAAGGUGAUGCAGGCCGAGCUGCGGAGCGUUCGUCACGAGGUGCUAUGUCCCGGCUUGGGCACCUACUACCCAAUGUUUCCAGAUGGGGAUGCGAGCGUGACGGCCACCCUGGGGCCCGACAGCAGUGACAAGGGUUUCUUCAGCUCGCUCACAGACACUGUCCCGCUCUCUGUGCUCAUCUUAAGCCUUCUCAUGUUAAUCCUCGUUGUCAUAUUCUGUGCGGCCGGAUUGGUGGUGUUUGUUGUGCACCGGCGGCGGAGGAGGGCAAAGAAAAAAGCAGCAGAAGAGCAGCCCAGGGAAAACACCGGAAGCAGCCCCAUCCACCUGCACUACAGCAUGUACGGGCAGAAGACCACACACCACACUCUCACCCAAAGAGCGGGGUCCGCCACUUUGUACGAGGAGCGAUCGCACAGUCCCAUCGUCCAGAUCUGUCGCAACCCCACCUACUGCUCCCAGCACAAGGAACACGACGCCGAUUUGGAUUACGGCCUCGACGAACCCAGCGGCAAGCAUCACGUCUGCCGCAGCAUCAUGGAGAAGGAGAACACAUCCCCGCUCACGGGAAACCCCGGCUCAAAGUUCCGACCGAUGACCGGGGAGUGCCCCGCAGAGUUCGUCACACUGGGAAAUCCCAACUCCAUGUACAGGAACAUGCUGGAGAAGGACAAGGCGCUUCAGCAGCUCGGAAUAACAGAGUACCUAAGGAAAAACAUGCCCCAGCUUCAGUCUGCUGUGGACAUGCAGGUCCCGGGGCACCACGAGGAGUUAAAGCUAAUGGAGAAAAUUAUGUACUCACGACCACGCAAGGUCAUGCUUGAGCAAACUAAGAAUGAGUACUUUGAACUCAAGGCUAACUUGCAUACUGAGCCAGACUAUUUGGAGGUUCUGGAGCAUCAAACUGCAUUUAACUGAGCUUAAGCAGAAAAAUAUAUAUAUAUAUAUAUAUAUAUAUAAAUAUGUAUUAUGUUUUCAACCAAGUGCCUUGUCCUGUUUGCCCUUCUGUACUUUCCACAGUGUGAUAUAUUUAUCAUGGGCACGACACUUUAGGUGUAGCACAGAAUGUAACUGGUUUAGUUUUAUCUUUCAUCUGUUGACAGCCAUGUUAUGUAGCUGCUGAAAGGCGUAGUCUUUUCCGACAAAUGUAACUGAAAGAAGCCAUCGUGUUGUGUUGACUGGGCCUGGACUGAAACCUUCUUUGAAAUCCCAUCAAUCAGCUUUUGAUGAUUGAAAACAUUUUAAUAAAGCUGUGCCACCAAAUGAUUUGAUCUCAAAUCUCACACACAGAAUCCUGUCCGACAUCCUGAAAGGAUAAAGCAGAUGUUUAAAAAGAAGCGAGUAAAUUCCAAUCGGCGCUUGACCUAGAAUGGCUGUUUAAUCAGACAGAUCUAGAUAUGACCUGAUUACACCCUCUGUCAACAUAAGCCAGCUGGAAUGCUCUAACCAGAAUGCUCAUUGUGCCGUAGAGUCAGCUAAAUGCCAACUGUACAUUGAAAAACAACUGUGGUAUCACUGCUAUUUUGAUUGAUCCAAUAUACUGCACAGUUGCAGUUUCAUAGGUCCUUUAUUUAUUUUUAUAGUCAAACUGGUGACAUCCAGAGAAGGACGUUUAAUUUUCUGUCAAUCAGUGAAUACAGCACUUGAAGUACAAUACAUUAUACUCAACUGUAAUCUUUUAAGAAGAAAAAAUUGCAUUGCACUAAUCAAAUGCCAUGGGAUGGUGCAUGACAAUCAACAGAGUCCUGCUGAAACUUUUUUUUUUUUAUUUUGUUUUCUGCUAGAAAAAAAAAAUAUGAGCCACAAAAGUUGUAUGAUUUGUCAAGUGUGUGCGCGUGAGCGUGUGCUAGCGGCUUUCACAACACUACUUUAUGUCCGGAGAACAUUCGAAAGAGCGUUAAGGAAAGACCCUCCUUCCUCGUUGAACUGUAUCGAACUGAAUCCCGGGGGGGGGGGGGGAUUAUAUUAACCUGUUUGGACACGUAUGAUUUCUGACGCGCAACAUCACCCAAGAGCUCCAGUUUCCCAUGGAGACGACCUGCCUGACUGGUUUCCUGUGUCAAAGCGAGUGACAUUUGCAAUGUUAGCAUUUCAAGAAUUUACACCAUACACUCCAAUCAUACUCCUGGAUAUAUUCUACUUUGAGACGGUUCAUGUAAGCACACACUCCGUAGCUUUUCUACUCCACUAGAUUGAAUUAUUCUAUUUAUUCUGUAUAUUUUGUACAUAUGUUUCAUUAUAUCUUUGUUUUAUGUGUGCCUUCGGUGCUGUACAGAAUAUAAACAGAAGCUGUAACUGAUGAACAGGAAAUAAAGAGUUACA
This is a messenger RNA of Pungitius pungitius (ninespine stickleback), 4494 nucleotides long. RefSeq names its product SLIT and NTRK-like family, member 6 (gene slitrk6). Gene Ontology annotation, biological process: axonogenesis; regulation of presynapse assembly; positive regulation of synapse assembly. Bases 559 to 3090 code for a protein of 843 amino acids. The record is from RefSeq and is a predicted model, not a curated record. Gene Ontology annotation, molecular function: protein binding. Lineage: Eukaryota; Metazoa; Chordata; Actinopteri; Perciformes; Gasterosteidae. The transcript is spliced from 2 exons. Gene Ontology annotation, cellular component: membrane.